Messenger RNA from Cooperia oncophora, 486 nucleotides. Lineage: Eukaryota; Metazoa; Nematoda; Chromadorea; Rhabditida; Trichostrongylidae. The record is from the annotation of a GenBank genome assembly.
AUGAUACAACAACAAGCAACAUUUAAAGGAACAGUAGUUAUACCAUGGUCAGCUAGGUAUAAUACCUUUUCAGUGCUAGAGCUCCCUGAAGGCCCUUCAAAUUGGAGUGAUGAACAGGAGAUGCGAGCACGAAUUGCCAACUAUACCGCCGAGAAGUUCUCGCACAACUACCAUAAGUGGAACGUGAUUACGAUGCCAUUGGACUCGUCAACGAGACAUUCACCACAGCGGAAGAAACGCGAUGGUGGACUCGUUUCUGGCCCGAUUGCCACUGCCGUGGUCACGGGAAUGAUCGGAAUGACAGCUCGAACUGUAUCAGAGCUGACGAAUUUCCAUCCAUCGCAGUCUGAAGGAGGCUGUACAUGGUUCGGCACGGCCCCUUUAUGCAACUGGCCAUGCCCCUCCGAAUACGACUUCAUUCGUAUGCAUAAUGGACGAUGUUUCAACAUGUUGGUUUUAGCGGUUUUUGCGUUGCCUGAACGAUAG